UUCUUUCCCUUUUAUGCCCCACCGAGAAGUUGCCUACUUAAGCUCCCAUUCCUCUUUCACCGCUUCACACCACUGGCAUCACCACCACAUUCUUUAUCUUUAUGCGCGCUUAGAAGAAUUGAAGGUAAUUGAAUCCUAAAGGAGUUUCAUUUGGGGUGAUUGUUCUUCUGGGGUGGCAGGGAUUUUGAUAAAAAUCAAAGCUUUGGAAUUUCACUCAUCAUGGAUAAGGCAGAGAAAGCUGUGCAGAAGAGCUACUUUGAUGUAUUGGGUUUGUGCUGUUCCUCGGAGGUUCCUCUUAUUGAAAACAUCUUGAAACCUCUCGAAGGAAUCAAAGAAGUUUCAGUCAUCGUUCCAUCACGAACUGUCAUUGUUGUCCAUGACACUCUUGUCAUUUCGCAACUUCAAAUUGUGAAGGCACUGAAUCAAGCAAGGCUAGAAGCAAAUAUCAGAGUGUAUGGGGACGAAAAGCACCAAAAGAGAUGGCCAAGCCCUUACUCAAUUGCCUCUGGUGUGUUACUUUUGCUUUCUCUCCUCAAAUUUGUGUUCCAUCCCUUAAAAUAUUUGGCACUAGGAGCGGUUGCUGUGGGUGCCUACCCAAUCAUCUUAAAGGCCAUUGUCUCCAUUCGGAACCUUAGGCUGGACAUCAACAUUCUUAUGCUUAUAGCAGUUAUUGGGACAAUUGUUAUGAAUGAUUAUUUGGAAGCAGGCACCAUUGUUUUCCUCUUCUCAAUUGCAGAAUGGCUAGAGUCAAGGGCAAGUCAUAAGGCAAAUGCAGUAAUGUCAUCGUUGAUGAACAUAACCCCUCAAAAAGCAGUCAUAGCUGAAACAGGAGAGGUUGUGGAUGCUGAUGAGGUGAAAAUAGACACUGUUUUAGCAGUUAAAGCAGGCGAGGUGAUACCCAUUGAUGGAGUUGUUUUAGAUGGAACCUGUGAAGUUGAUGAGAAAACUUUGACUGGGGAAUCAUUCCCUGUGGCAAAACAAAAGGAUUCUACUGUAUGGGCUGGCACCAUCAAUUUAAAUGGUUAUAUUAGUGUGAAAACUACUGCACUAGCUGAGGAUUGUGUGGUGGCUAAAAUGGCCAAGCUUGUUGAAGAAGCUCAAAACAGCAAAACCAGCAUUCAGAGAUUGAUUGACAAGUUUGCCAAGUUUUAUACCCCAGGCGUUGUAAUCAUAUCAGCUCUUGUAGCGGUGAUUCCACUUGCGUUAAAACAACAUAAUGAGAAACAUUGGCUUCAUUUUGCACUGGUUGUUUUAGUAAGUGCAUGUCCAUGUGCACUCAUCCUUUCAACGCCAGUUGCAACUUUUUGUGCUUACUCCAAAGCAGCCACAUCAGGUCUUCUCAUCAAAGGGGGUGAUCAUCUUGAAACACUUGCAAAAAUUAAGGUCAUGGCCUUUGACAAAACGGGUACCAUAACGAAGGGUGAAUUUGUGGUCACACAUUUUCAAUCUCUUUCAGAUGACAUUGAUUUGAACACAUUGGCUUACUGGGUGUCAAGCAUAGAGAGCAAGUCAAGCCAUCCAUUGGCAGCAGCAAUUGUUGAUUAUGGAAGGUCUCUCUCCGUUGAACCAGAGCCAGAAAAGGUGACAGAAUUUGAAAAUUUCCCUGGAGAAGGAAUAUGUGGUAAAAUUGAAGGCAGAGUUAUUUACAUUGGAAAUAAAAAAAUUGCCACAAGAGCUGGUUCUGAAACAGUUCCUAUCUUACAAGGUGAAAUUGAAAGAGGAAAGACCACUGGAUACAUAUACUUGGGAGCAACCCCACUUGGAUUUUUCUCUCUUUCAGAUACCUGCAGAUUAGGGGUUCAGGAGGCAAUAGGGCAGUUGAAGUCAUUGGGAAUCAAAACCGCUAUGCUCACUGGAGAUAGUCAAUCUGCUGCAAUGCAAGCACAGGAGCAGCUGGGGCAUUCUCUGGAGUUAGUCCAUGCAGAACUUUUGCCAGAGGACAAGGUCAAAAUCAUCUCAGAAUUUAAGAAGGAAGGCCCAACAGCCAUGAUUGGAGACGGCCUAAACGACGCGCCGGCAUUAGCUGCAGCUGAUAUUGGAAUCUCAAUGGGCAUUUCAGGUUCUGCAUUAGCAAGUGAGACAGGCAAUAUAAUUCUUAUGUCAAAUGACAUUAGGAAGAUACCAGAAGCCAUUAAACUUGCAAGAAAAGCUCGUAGGAAAGUGUUAGAAAACAUUGUUUUGUCAAUCAUGACUAAGGCUGCGAUUCUUGGUUUGGCCAUUGGUGGUCAUCCACUUGUUUGGGCAGCAGUUGUGGCUGAUGUUGGAACAUGUCUAUUGGUCAUCUUUAACAGCAUGUUACUUCUGCGAAAAGGACACAACCAUGGAGGAAAAUGUUGUAGAUCUUCUACUAAACCACAUAACCACAAAAAUGGAUGUGGUGGCAGUCAUGGUAGUUCCUCUCAUCAUCACCAUCAUCAUGAGCAUGAUCAACAACAUCAACAUGAGCAUCAUAGCCACAAGCAUUGUUGCUCAGACAAGACAAAAAAGAUGUCCCAACCUCAGAAAUGUGGUGGUGCUCAUGGUAGUUCCUCUCAUCAUCAUCACCAUCAACAUCAACAUGAACAACAUAACCAUGACCAACACGAUCAACAUGAACAUCAUAAUCAUGACCAACUCGAUCAACGUGAACAUCAUGGACAUAGUCAACAUGAUCAACAUCAUCAGAAGUGUGCCUCACAAACAUGUUCCUCAACAUGUCCACCCUGCUCUUCAAAUUCAAGUUUUGGUGGAAUUGUUAGCCAUUGUAACACCAUGAAGGCUCAUGAUCAAUGUAAAGGAAGUGAUGAAUUCCAUGAACAUGAUCACUGUCAUCAUGGAAGAUGUGACAAGAAUCACGAUGGAGUCCACAAGCAUGACACCGAAGAUAAUCAUGCAGUUGCAGAAAAAAGGCAUGGUAGUUGUUUGGGACAUAAGAACCAUGGGACAAAGCACUGCCACAACCAAAAUCUUGACAAGGUUACUCAUGAUAGUGCUUCACAUAGUUCUCCUUGCCAUCUCAAUCUCCCUUGUAAAAAAGAAAGCCAACAAUUUACUCAUAAUCAUUGCCACCUGAUCCAUGGUUGUGAAAAUCUGAAAGACCAUGAAUCCAAAGAUGUUUUAAGAUCCAACCAUGACAUCCAGCAUGAAAAAUCAGGUUGUCAUUCUGAUUUUGAGAAGCAUGAGACAGGUGAAAUAUCCAUUGACAUCAUCACUGAGUAUGUUGAAUUAGCUUCAAGUUUGGAGGAGAAAGGAAAAGGUUCCUGCAGGGAAGACUGCUCAGACACAUGCGGGAAUUUGGCUGCUGUGUGUGGCUGUGAGAGUUCAAAUGAGAGAGAAGACAUCGCAUGUUGCAGAAACGAGGACUCUUCAAAAGAAUGCAAGGAAUCUCCAAUUAUGCAUGUUUGUGAUGGUUUAAAUAAGAGAGAAGUUGGUGGAUGUUGCAAGAGCUACAUGAAGGAAUGCUGUGCCAAACUUGGUCACUCAUCAAGACCUAGAUUUGUAGGAGGUUUGUCAGAAAUUAUUACAGAAUAGGUGCAGUUGACUCCAGCGUAAGCAACAGAUGUCAGCAUGCUGGCUUGUUCUUGCAAAUUUAUAUUUAUUUAGAAGAUUUUUAGUGACAUGAAUGAAAGCCCGUAAAAUAUUACUGCUCAUGUAUAUAGUUUGAGGAGCUUGACAUGACCAACAUAGAUUUUUACGUAAGUCUGGUAUGGCCCUUUAUUUUGGGGUUUUAGUUAUAGGGAAUUGGGCUCCUAAAGGAGAAGGGGAAUUCACUUUGGCAGUUGUUUGGAUAUAUGUUAAGGGCUUCUUCCUUUUUUUAUAUUUAAUAUAUGUUGCUUAUAUACUAUACUAUGAACGUAGUACUCAUUAACAUUAAUAUAAGAAGUUGACAACUAUAUGUCAAUCUCAUCUCAA
Molecule: messenger RNA, 3891 nt
Organism: Glycine soja
Lineage: Eukaryota; Viridiplantae; Streptophyta; Magnoliopsida; Fabales; Fabaceae
Product: cadmium/zinc-transporting ATPase HMA3-like
Exons: 10
Coding region: 220-3510 (1096 amino acids)
Biological process (GO): monoatomic cation transport
Cellular component (GO): membrane
Molecular function (GO): ATP hydrolysis activity; metal ion binding; zinc ion transmembrane transporter activity
Source: RefSeq, a predicted model, not a curated record